Capronia coronata CBS 617.96 is the source of this 984-nucleotide messenger RNA. RefSeq lists its product as uncharacterized. The coding region runs from base 1 to 984 and encodes 327 amino acids. The transcript has a single exon. NCBI's taxonomy places the organism in Eukaryota, Fungi, Ascomycota, Eurotiomycetes, Chaetothyriales, Herpotrichiellaceae. The record is from RefSeq and is a predicted model, not a curated record.
AUGUCGAAUACAAAAACCCUCAUCCUACCCUCGACCUACCCGGCCGACUUCUCACCGCCCAAGUCGAGUCCGCAUCACCGCCUGCGCCGUCGCUUCGGUGCUGCUUUGCACAUCGGAGGGUUAGUCGCUAGUUUGAUCGCCAUUGCAUUGUUUUCCGCAGCCAUCCCGAAAUGGAACGCCAACUUCUUCCACAACACCGGCCCAGCAUCCGGCGAUUGGACGGACGGGCUACCCCUGGGCCCCUUGGGUUUCGCAUUCCUCUACCAUGCGACUGUCGUGAUUCACGCUCGAAUCCGAACCCGUAGCGUCCUGCAUCCGAGCACGCAAGAGCAGAUGGUCUCGUCGUCUCGUCGCUCCGUUCUCACCCAUACGACCUUCUCAGGCCUGGUCCUGCUCAGCCUUCCACCUGCAUUGUUUCUGGCGGGCUACGGCUCCCUUUUCCGCGUCUGGCGGCCCGCCGUGCGCACCCAGUCCGGCCUCCUGGUGUGCAAUAUGCUCAACAUCUUCGCCCGCGAGUGCGAGCCUGUGCUCUAUUCCAUUGGCAAUCUCCAGAUCGGAGCCAUUGUCUUUGGCUCCUUGGUCUGGGCUAUCCAUUUCUCACUGUUGCUCGACGCCCUUCGCGGCUGGAGGCGCUACAUGCUUGUCAGGCAACUUCAGCGCCAGAAGCUCUCCCACUAUGGUGGACAUGAGACCCUUCCAAAGAAGAGGCGCUCUCAUGGACGAAGUCGUGGUGGGCACGGCAGCCGACAUAGCUCACGUCUCGGGACGGUAAGCGACGCGGGCCAACACGGCCGUCAACAAUACUGGGCUCAGGCCAGGCCGGCGUCCGGUUCCACCAGAGGAUCGAGGACCGGCGCUCUUUUCAGUACUGAUGGGACUGGAGACGAGCCUCGACAAAGCCAAACCUUGGCAGGACCGCCUCCACAAGAGUCCCAUUUCAUCCAGCCUCCGGAGCCGAGCCAUCAUGCUGUCCCUCGUCGUUGA